Molecule: messenger RNA, 1845 nt
Organism: Penicillium concentricum
Lineage: Eukaryota; Fungi; Ascomycota; Eurotiomycetes; Eurotiales; Aspergillaceae
Exons: 1
Coding region: 1-1845 (614 amino acids)
Biological process (GO): secondary metabolite biosynthetic process; amino acid activation for nonribosomal peptide biosynthetic process
Cellular component (GO): cytoplasm
Molecular function (GO): catalytic activity; phosphopantetheine binding
Source: RefSeq, a predicted model, not a curated record
AUGCAUCAGCCGAGAGAUCAUCUAUCCCAAUUGUCAGAGGGGCAGGUAUUCCUGACAUCAUGUGAGGCCUUCCGGAUGAAGUUUGCCAGAUUGCAGGAGACGUUGAAAGAUCGACUCCCUAGCCAUAUGAUUCCCGAGCUGUGCAUCCCCAUGAGCGAGAUACCCUUGACCACGACGGGCAAGGCCAAUCGAAAAUACCUACGCGAGCAGGCGGCCCAGUUAUCUGUGGAGCAAAUUGACGGCUACUUAGGGGUUGCCACGAAUGAGACCCAGACACUGCCCGCGACCUCAACCGAGAAGACUCUGCAACGUAUAUGGUCUGAUGUGCUCAGCCUCCCGUUGGAUAAAAUCAGGAUUCAUGACAACUGGACUCGUCUAGGUGGGGAUUCCAUCUUGGCGAUGAAACUUGUUUCUCAGGCCCGGCACGAGGGCUACUCCUUUGUCGUCCCAGAUAUUCUUCGACAGAAAACAAUCCACGCUCUAGCCCGACUGGCAGAGGAACGGAAUGAAACACAUAAGGAACCGAGACACACGGAGCAGAUCAAGCCUUUCAAGCUGUUAGGACUCGACGCACCGAAGCUUCUCGACGACAUUGCUGAGCAGUGUCAAAUAGACCGCUCAUUGAUCGAGGAUGCAUAUCCUUGCGUUGGGCUGCAAUUCAGUGUCAUCGAUAUGGUCGUCCAGCGAGGGGCGAAUGUUACUAUGCGCCUAGAGGUCAAACUGCCAUCUGAUCUCGAUAAAGUUCGUCUCAUAAGGGCAUGGGACACAACAGUGGACUCCAAUCCACUUCUUCGCACGCGAAUUGCCAGGGAUCUUCGAGGCAGAUAUCUCCAGGCCGUGCUACGAGAGAGCAUCCCACUCUUGAAUCUGGGUGACGAGAGCAAGCUUAAUGUUGACUAUGCGCCGGGGCUGGAUAUUUGGCAACUCGGCAAACCAUUAGUCCGAGUUGCUAUUCAACAGGAUUUGCUUGUCAUGCUUAUUCACCAUGCCUUGUACGACGGCUUUUCUUGGCCGCUAAUUUUCAAUGAUAUCGAGCGAGCGUACCAGGGCCAGGUGCUUUCAUCUCAUACGUACGUGCCUUUUGUCAAAUGGGCAUAUGAGAUUAGGGAAUCGACGCGACAGUUCUGGGUUGACAAAUUUGCCGGCCUUCAUGGGCAGCCAUUCCCUCCGUUGCGGGACGCCAAUCUUGUGCCCAUGGAAACACGCAUUCUCCACUGCGAAAUGCCCAUAAUUCAUGAUGACUAUACGGUCGCCAACAAGAUUCGCCUGGCUUUGACAAUCACUAUGUCAUGGUAUCACCGAACCAAUGAUAUUUUCCUGGGCACCGUCUCUAGCCGACGGACAGUCCCUGUUCCAGAUGUCGCAACCCUGCCCGCCCCCACCGCGCAAAUUCUCCCUGAGCGGAUUCAGCUAAUGCCGGAGGAAUCACUGCAAAUGAAUAUGGACAUGGUGCAGGAGCAAGCGCUGACUACAAUAGAGUUUGAAGGAAUCAGUGUCGAGGAUAUUGCAGCGUUGACUCCCGAAGCGGCGCUAUCAUGUCAAUUCCAGACCCUGCUGGCUCUGCAAGGUGAGAAAGCUAUCAGCGACGAUAGUAUAUUCCGAGAUUGGCACAUGCCGGACUAUGGCGCGCAGGCAGCUUGGAACCUGAAGGUGAUCGGAACCCUGUCUUCUACCACCGUACGCGUUGCUCUCCAUGUGAGCGAAAAAACGGUGGAUCUUGAUAUCCAAUGGCAGCGAUUCUUUGAUCAAUUUCAAGCUGCCUUUGAUCUCAUACAGACCAAUCCCCAUUUGACUUUGGCAUCAGUCAUCUUGGAUGUGUUUAAUUUCCCCCAAAUUGGCUUGUAG